Messenger RNA from Diaporthe amygdali, 525 nucleotides. RefSeq lists its product as uncharacterized. Bases 1 to 525 code for a protein of 174 amino acids. The record is from RefSeq and is a predicted model, not a curated record. The transcript is spliced from 4 exons. NCBI's taxonomy places the organism in Eukaryota, Fungi, Ascomycota, Sordariomycetes, Diaporthales, Diaporthaceae.
AUGAUAGCACUUACACCGCGGCGUCUCAUGAUUGGACUAUUUGAUACCAAGCACAACGUCCGGGCCCUCAACCACCACGCUGUGAACUGGGACACCAGCUGCGCCACCACUGAGAAAUGCAUUGCCGCAUGCGAAAUCGAGGGAUACUGUCUUGCUGGUCUUGAAUACGGCCACGAGUGCUGGUGUGGCAAUAGCGUCCACGGAGACGUUCGUCCUGUGCCGGACAGCUACUGCAACUUCCCUUGUUCUGGCGACUACGACGACACCUGCGGUGGAUAUGGCUACAUGGGACUUCACAUUCGAAAGGGGUCCAAAUUCAUUGUUGAGCCGCCGAGGCUUAUGGAGGAUGGAGACAACUCCUUGGUCUCUGAAUCGGUAACUCAUGCACCUCGUGACCAGAUUGCCAAUGGCAGCGUCCAAUGUUUCGACGUUGGUGCUACGGCUCAUCAUCGGGUCCCUCAGAGCGGCCAGCUGGUCUGCACUUGGUCACCAGCUGCCAUGCUGGAGAUGAACUUCCCUCCAUAG